Emericellopsis atlantica is the source of this 1942-nucleotide messenger RNA. RefSeq lists its product as uncharacterized. The record is from RefSeq and is a predicted model, not a curated record. Bases 382 to 1653 code for a protein of 423 amino acids. The transcript is spliced from 3 exons. Lineage: Eukaryota; Fungi; Ascomycota; Sordariomycetes; Hypocreales; Bionectriaceae.
CAAAAUCUUUAGGGCCGUCUAUGGCGUUCUCAGCCUUGGUUUUCGAUCUGAAGGGGACCCUUGUUGGGCCUCGACGCCACUUGUUUACAAACCAUGUGAUUUUCAGGGUCUCCCGCUUGGCGGACAACAAGAUGUGCAGCCACUGCAGGCGCUGGGCGGGGUUGAGUCGUUGACACUCAGGAAACCACCAUCGAACCCAAAACACUCAACUUUGUGCUUUCUUCGUCCGCGGGAGCAGACUUGAUCCUACCCGCCUGCAUUCACAGCGGCAGGAAGUGUUGGUUCGAGCCAAGUCAAUGGACCUGGGCAACUGCAUCAUCGCCCAGGUCGGUACCUGGCCAUUCCUUCCCCUUGUCGCCGUCCACCGUCCCAUUGACCGCAAUGUCGUUUCUAUCAGUGCUAUUGUACAUUGUGCAUGGGACUUCUUUACGUAGGGGCUACGAAAUGAGAAAACCACCAGAUGACGCGAUAUAUCUUGAGUUGUUCUCCCGGAUCCUCGUAGGCCGAGAUGGAUGUCCUCACCAGCUUCUUGCAGCUCUGGAGCAAGGCAUCAAUGUGGCAUGGGAGGACGUGUAUGAUGUGGUGAAUCCUUACGGAGACCGUCGAGGCAAUGCAUUCGAAAGUGUCUGGACGUUCGACCUUGACAAAGGCCUGGUUUUUCUGACCAAGAAUGACCAACACAGCUCUGCGUCACUUGGUCUGGCUCGCGAACGACUACUCACGCUCGACGACUUUGUGCCCGUGGACAUUGUGCGGCAACCGCUCCAGGCAGAUCAGGAUAUUCCCGGGCUAUAUUGGGAGCCUGAAUUUGAUUAUAUGCCCCGGGAAAUCUCAUUCCUUGGACGAAUUAUCCGUGACUUUGGUCAUACUUGGCGACAUGUUCUUUGUCGAGAGAUAAACACCACGACCUUCAUGAAACUGGCGUAUGCCAUUAUCUGGAUUUCGAAAAUGGAGUUCACUCUCUUGGAGCGCGUGGGCUUUGAGCAUAUAUCUCAAGGAGGACCGUAUGUCAAAGUCAUAGACCUGCCGAGCUGGGACACACCUGACGCCAAUCUUGUUCCAGCUGGGUCGUCUUGGUUUGUUCUGACGCAAGACAUCUACAAAGGACUUGAGCUGGUGCGAGGCCAUGCCGCAAGACAGGCUUUGCACGGACGGUCCACAACAGAGUCGAUCAAGUACGCGGUUCUGACGCUUCGACAAGUCGUCCUUUGCAAAGCAUCUGGAAAGUGCCUAUCGUGGACGAGACCCGAGAAGCUGUUUCAUGACAGCCCUGCAACCGAUGCUGCUAUAAGCAUGAUCCUCACUAUAUCGGCAAUUGAGCGCAAACCGCUCACCAUCAACACUCUUCCCGUCGAGAUUCAAGACAAAAUACUCCGUCAAGCCACAGUCAGCUUAGUUGCAUCGUCCAAAUUGGGCUGCGAGCUCGGCAUAGGGUCCCCUUUCUCUUGGAUCGAGAGAGGUGUACCCAUCGGCAUUCAGGAGCGUAAGACCCAUCGCUCCGAAAGGUCCCCUGUUGAAUCACAACUUGUGUUCAACGGAGUGGGAAGCGGCUUGUCAUACAAACGUGAUGGGUCAAGUCAGACACCUAUUAGCUCAAUUCAGACACUAGGCUCAGUGUCCAUCCUGCUGCCAUCGCCUGGGUACAUUCAUUGAAGGCUACAUGGUAGAUGCCUCUUCCGAUCGACAUUUGAUUUCUUUGCCCACCAGAGAUGGGCUGUUAUAAGAGCCCUCCUUUCAUUGCAUAUGUCUUCAGCUAGUAACCUGCUCAUCACACACACAGAGCACUUCACCAAACCAAACAUGCAUUCCACACGGCCGCACAUACAGGAACAACAUCGGCACGCCUAAUCACGCGCACGGUUCAUCAUCACACCAGCCGGGUCCUUGGUCUCCGUGUCACCCCAAUGCGCAUCCCAGCCAUUAUCAGCCAGGUACACCUUCC